This is a messenger RNA of Fusarium pseudograminearum CS3096, 2799 nucleotides long. RefSeq lists its product as uncharacterized. Lineage: Eukaryota; Fungi; Ascomycota; Sordariomycetes; Hypocreales; Nectriaceae. The record is from RefSeq and is a predicted model, not a curated record. The transcript has 3 exons. Gene Ontology annotation, cellular component: chromatin; nucleus. Gene Ontology annotation, biological process: chromatin remodeling; regulation of DNA-templated transcription. Bases 1 to 2799 code for a protein of 932 amino acids.
AUGGCUUCACCCACCCCAGAUGCCCCCGCCGCCGAUUCUCCGUCGCGUGAUGUCACCGCAGAGAAGGAACACAAGUCCGAAGUCAACGGACAUGCGACUCCUGAUAAGCCAACCGACGCGCCUGAACCCACAACAGUAAACGGCAACGACAACGACAAGACCGAGGAUCACCCAGUCGAGAACGGCGUGAGUAACGAUGUCGAGAUGGCGGAUAGUGAUGAGAAGAAGGCAUCUCCAUCUCCACCCAAGGAAGAUGCUGUAGAGAGCGAGAACAAGUCGGACAGUGUCGACCAGGCAAAAGAGCUGGGCGAUAAGGAGUCGGACGAACCUAAACCUGCUGAAGAUAAGCCAGUUGCUGCAUCGGAGGAUGUCGACAUGGCAGACGCUUCACCUUCAGACAAACCUCAAGAUGACAAGCCUGCACAAGACGAAUCUACUAAACCCCCCGUCGAGGAAGACGUCAAGGACGUUGAUAUGACAGAGAAGCCUUCUGAUGCACCUGAGAACACAGACGCAACUGAUGACAAGGCGACCGCGUCAAAAGAUGCUGAAGCGAUUACCUCCGAGGCUGAUGAGCAGCCCACCAGUCUGUCUCAGCUUGCGAUCGAUGGCAAUGAUGCCGAUGGCCCUAAGCCUUCUGUUGACAGCAAUGAUAUUGACGCCCCCAAGCCAUCCACCGAAGUGUCAAUGCAAGAUGCGCCGGCCCUUGACGUUUCCGCUAGCUCUAAAGUCGCACGCGAACGCGAAGAGGACUCCGCAGAUGAACCUGCGCCCAAACGAGCCAAGACAGAGCCCAAGUCAGAGGAACCGGCCGACGCUAUGCUGCCCGUUACCAAGACCGAAACAAUUCCUAACGAGUCGGCUCCUGAGCAGGAAAUUUCACGCUUCUCUGGCCUUGAGCUGUGGAACAACAAAGAAUACAAGGACCAGAAGCUCACCAAUCAUCAGCGACGCGAGUUCCGCAAGGUGCUUGGACGUGUGAAGAAGACCAAAUCAGGUGGACACUUCAAAGAUUCUGUCGCAAAGUUGUGGCCACAGCUCGCCGAUAGCUAUCUGUCCAAAAUCGACAAGCCUACUGACUUGUCCGAGAUUGACCGAACUCUGCGCGAUGCCGUUUACACCACCAUUGGUGACUUCCAAAAUGAUUUGGCUCUCAUGUAUGACAACACUCAAACGUUCAAUGGCACUUUACAUGAGGUAACGACUUCUGCGUUCAACGCCAUUCGAGACAUUUGGGAAAACAUCAUCCAAAUCCCUGCGGAAGAGAUGGUCAAGCCCAAGUCUGCCCCUAAGCCAAAGCCUCCUCGCGAGCCGCGCAUCAGCUCCCUGGGCGACACUGUCGCCCGUAAGCCAUCUGUCGGACCAGGCACGAGUCCUGCUGCCGAGAGUGUGUCGUCAAAGCCAAGGCACGAGUCGCAAGAGGUUGCUGCUGCAGCAGCGGCGGCCUCAGAACUGCGUCGUGCUUCCAAUGCAACUGAAGGUGACCGUCCCAAGAGAACUGUUCGUGCUCCCAAGUCCAAGGAUAUCGACUACACAACAAAGCCUUCGCGUAAGAAGCUCAAGCCUGAGUUGCAGUUUUCCGAGGAGGUAUUGAGCGACAUCAUGCACCCAAAGAACACUGCCCUCAAUUCCUGGUUCAUGGACCCUGUUGAUGCCGAAGGGUUGAACAUCCCCCACUAUUACUCCAUCAUCAAGAAACCUAUGGAUCUGAACAAGGUUUCCCGGAUGCUGAAGAAUGGUGAAAUAACCAGUGUCAAGGACUUUGACAAGAAUGUGCGGCUGAUCUUUACCAACUGCUACACCUUCAACGGCAGUGUCGACCAAGGAAACGCGGUAUCCUACGUAGCCUCCCAGUUGGAAGGAUACUACAAUGGUCUGAUGAAGGAGAAAGAUGCAUGGCUGGCUAGGUAUGCCAAGGCCAAUGCUCCAGCCCCCAAUGGCAGUGAUGACGAGGAUGAAGAUGAGGAUGAAGCUGAGGGCGAUGCUGUUGAAGCCGCAGGCCCGCCUGGUGCCAACCCGACCAAGGAAGUGCAUGACCUGGAGGCGAAGCUGCGAGAAGAGAGCAGUAAGCUUACCGACUUAUACGCCGCUGAAGUGCCCAAUGAAAGCAUGAUUCACAUUCAGCAGACUAUAGUCAACGUUGUACAGAAUAGUCUUCUCAAGGCGAAGCAAGCUCUCAGUCAGCAUCGGGCAAAGAAUCCAGACAAGCCCGCCAAAAAGGCCGCCAAGCCUAGCAAGCCCAAGCCCAGUGGCUCUGUGCCUCGCAAGCCCAGCGGAACUCUGCCCCAUCCUAAGAAGCCCAGUGGUACCAAGAAGGCUGCCACCAAGAAGACUCUGACAGCCGCAGAUAAGGAUUUGAUUGCUUCGGCCAUCAACGACCUUGACGGUGCACAACUCGAUCGUGCUAUCGAUAUCAUCAAGCGGGACACAGGCCAAAACGAGAACAAUGACGGAGAGCUGGAACUGGAUAUUGACCAGCUUAGCCACGAGGCAUUACUCAAGCUCUGGGAGCUGUGUAGGAAGGUGCUCCCAGGAUUUGGCAAGGACUCGAAUGUGCCAUCUUCUCCGGAGGCAUCCCGAGCGGCGCCUCCUAAGCACUCUAAGACUUCGUCAACAUCAGCGAAGCCCAAAAAGAAUAAGCCCAUGAGUGCUCGGGAGCAGGAAGAGCGCAUAGCACAGCUUCGCGGCCUUCGCGAUCUGUACAGACCUGGCCAAGAGCCCGGAGACGCCCAGCCUGUGCUGCAAGCCCCUACACCCACCGCCGAAUCCAGUGAUGAAUCGGAUUCGGAGGAGGAGUAA